Molecule: messenger RNA, 216 nt
Organism: Fonsecaea erecta
Lineage: Eukaryota; Fungi; Ascomycota; Eurotiomycetes; Chaetothyriales; Herpotrichiellaceae
Product: glucose-repressible protein
Exons: 2
Coding region: 1-216 (71 amino acids)
Source: RefSeq, a predicted model, not a curated record
AUGGAUACCAUCAAGAACACCGUUAACUACGUUACCGAGUCCAUCUCCGGCGCCAGCGCCACCGCUUCGAAGGAGGCUAACAAGAACGUCGCCAAAGACAGCAACGCCGACGUCUCCACUCGUGCUCAAGCUGCCGGCGAUGCCAUCUCGGACAAGCUCGACGAGCAGAAGCAUGACCGCAAGGCCGAUGUCCACAAAGAGGCCGCCAAGCACUAG